CAAAAGAAUUGGAAAAUGGACUGGAGAAAGUUACGCAAAAUUCAUUAUUUAAGGAUGGGUUAAUUUUCUGCCUCAGAUCCAGGACAAUUCAUGAUUCAAAAAUAGGUAGUGCAGAAGCAGAUCCAGUUUCAUCAUUCAAUGAUUAUAAGCGAGGUGAAGCAGUAGAAGAGGUAUCCUAUUUUUCUUCACACUGCUUAGAGUCUGAACCUGAUGAAAGAAAAGUAAAAGAUGAGAUAGGGACUCAAAGAGACCAUCUUCAUGUUGAUCAAAAAUCAAAAGAAAAACAUGAUAGUAUUUCAACCUCGCCCAUUAUUAUAUUAGGAGCUG
Messenger RNA from Funneliformis mosseae, 327 nucleotides. The record is from the annotation of a GenBank genome assembly. Lineage: Eukaryota; Fungi; Glomeromycota; Glomeromycetes; Glomerales; Glomeraceae.